GCCAAGCCCCAGAGUGCACUGCGAAUACGUGCGCGCGCGGCUCAGCCGCCGAGCAGCCGCGGGAAAAUUCCAAAAAAGUGAAAAGAAAACACAAAAGCCAAUACGAAGCAAAGUCAAAUUUUCAAGCCACAGAACCCGGGCGGUUGGCAGCCUUUUCGCCACUGCCGAAACUGCUGAAGUUGCUCUGGCGCGGACCACCGACUUCCACCUGGGGUCAUUUCCAUCUGCCUGAAGAGCAUCGUUUAGAGCAGAUUUACUGAUUUGGUGUUUGUUCACUAUUUUCUUCAGUGUGUAGCCAACCACUGUGAAGGCACAGGACUUUGUCCCUUUUUCUGAGAUGGCUGCAGACUCAGCAGGCCUCCCUUCUAAUUAUGAGUUUUGGAUGCAGAAGCUUUCUGUCUGGACCCAGGCCUCCACUCUGGAAGCCCAGCGAGACAUCUGCCUUCACCUGCCACAGUUCCAGGAGUUCCUGAGGCAGAUGUAUGAAACCUUGAAAGAGAUGGAUUCAAAUACAAUCAUUGAAAGAUUCCCCACAAUUUACCAGCUGUUGGCAAAAUCUUGCUGGAGUCCUUUUAUCUUAGCUUACGAUGAAAGCCCCAAAAUUCUAAUAUGGUGCUUGUGUUGUCUAAUUAAGAAAGAUCCACAGAAUUCAAGAGAAUCAAAACUUAAUUCCUGGACACGGAGGUUGUUAUCUCAUAUAGUUUCCACAUCCAUAUUUGAUAUAAAAGAAGUUGGUCUUUUUAAUCAAGUUCUUGGGUAUGCACCCACAGACUACUAUCCUGGUUUACUUAAAAAUAUGGUUUUAUCAUUAGUGUCUGAACUCCGAGAGAAUCAUCUUAAUGGAUUUAACAGUCAAAGACGGAUGUCUCCUGAACGAGUAAGGUCCCUGUCACGAAUCUGUGUCCCACUUGUUACUUUGCCAGAUUUUGAACCUCUGGUAGAGGCUCUGCUCACCUACCAUGGACAUGAACCUCAGGAAGUACUCUGGCCUGAGUUCUUUGAUGCUGUGAAUGAGGCUUUUUUGCUGAAGAAGAUUUCCCUCCCCACGUCAGCUAUACUCUGCCUCUGGCUUCGGCACCUUCCCAGCCUUGAAAAUACAAUGCUUCAUCUUUUUGAAAAGCUCAUCUCCAGUGAGAGAAAUUCUCUGAGAAGGAUCGAAUGCUUUAUGAAAGAGUCAUUGCUGCCUGAAGCUGCUGCCUGCCACCCCGCCAUAUUCAGAGUUGUUGAUGAAAUAUUCAGGUCUGCGCUCCUGGAAACCGAUGGAGCCCCAGAAGUGCUAGCCGGCAUUCAGGUGUUUACACAAUGCUUUGUAGAAGCUCUGGAAAAAGAAAACAAGCAGUUGAAGUUUGCACUCAAGACCUACUUUCCUUAUGCUUCUCCAUCUCUUGUCAUGGUGCUCCUCCAACACCCGAAAGAUAUUCCGCAGGGACUGUGGCACCAGUCACUGAAAUGUAUCUCUGAAAUGCUCAAAGAAGUAGUUGAAGACUACGGGUCCUACGGAGGCCCCUUUGAGAGCUGGUUUUUGUUUGUUCACUUUGGAGGAUGGGCUGAUAUCACGGCUGAGCUGUUACUGAUGUCAGAAGCUGAGGCUGAACCCCCAGAGGCCCUGCUGUGGCUCCUGGCUUUCAGCUGCAGCCCAGGCGCCGGGCAUCAGCAGAGAGCGCAGAUCAUGGUGGAGGUGAAGACAGUGCUUGGCCACCUCACAAAACUGUUCAGGAGUCCAGCCCUCUCGGCCAGGGAUUUGCAGGCAGCAGCUGAAGAGAACCAAGGUGGAGACCCCAGACCGCCUGCUUGUCAGCAGCUGGUCAGACGCCUCCUCCUGUACUUCCUGCUCUGGGCUCCUGGAGGACACGCGAUUGCCCGGGAAGUCAUCACGCUCAUGGCUCAGACGGAUGCGAUAAUGAAUGAGAUUAUUGGCCUCCUGGACUAUACUUUGUACAGAUGGGAUCAUCUUUGCAUGGAAGCCUGUAGGUCGAGAAAACUGGCCAGGGAGCUCCUCACAGAGCUGCGAGAGCAAGCCUCGCCCAGGCAGGUUAACCAGUGACUCCACAUGAUGAAAUGACGGGGCCACUUCUUAACAGCCACCAGUUUGUAGAAGUUGUUCCCUCUCCGCAUUGUGAAAAGGCGCCAUAAACAUCUGGCAAGAUCUGGUAGUACAUGUUUUACAAAGAAUGUCAGGUGAGAUUUACUCACUAAUGACAAGAUUGUGGCUUCAGCAGCCCCUGUGCCUGGCUCAGCCCAAAUGUCAAUUAGAGAACCGCUAAAGAAAAGCCUGGAUGGGAGAAGAGAUUUCUAUUUCCUUUUUUCCCCAUAUCAAACCAAGACACCCGACUAUUAUUUGGAUGUUUCAAACCCUUUGAAACAAGAAGUUGGUCAUGCACCAUUGAUCAUUUUAGAAAAUACCAUAGCCUUUUUCCCCUUUUCUAAGAAGUCCGGUAAUUGUUACCAGUAACUCAUCUCAUCCACCGGGAUGCUCUCUUGCUUUCCUAAGAUGUCCUUCAUUCAGGAUAGCGUGCAUCCCUCGAGUUUCCCGCCCAUGGCCCCUGAGCAGAGCCCACCAAGCCCAGCAGCAGGUCGUGGUGACAGCGAAGCAACACAUCUCAGCAGUGAAAUGAAGCCAGCUCUGGGGCCUUUUGCUUUACAUUCGCUAAGCACUGGCUGUUACUGAAAGAGCUCAUGUUACCUCAAAGGUGGCUGACAAGGUAGGGUUCAGGAUGUGUUCUGGAAACACUGGAAGAGAUUAUAUGUCAGCUGUCUUGUUAACUAAAACGGGAGUUGGAAAUUUCUAAUGAAGAAUUGGAACUUCAACAAUAUUUAUUUCACAUCAAUUAAAGACAUUUUUCCCUUUUAGGUUUAUGCUUUUGCUUUUUUGUGUAUUAUCUGUCAAGUGAGUCAAGACUUUUAUGUCCACUUGGAUUUAUGUAUUAGUCAUCUCUGAAUCUGCCUUAUUCUUGGCUUCUGUUUGAGGAUGAGUAAAGUUUUGUUGUAUUAGACAUUAAGCUUUUAGAGGAAUUACUAGUUUUGGUAUACGGAUCCACUUGAAGGUCUGGAAAAUUCCAAGACCUUUUGACCUGAGCCUUCCAUUUAAGAAAUGCUGCAGUACGAAAGGUGUGCUGUUAAAACACUCUCAUCACAAGUGCCUUCCUCAUGUGCUCUCCUGGGGCUGAGGAUGCCUCUCCUCUGUCGAUUCUUGCUGGGGAAGCUGUGACCAACCUCAGUGGACAUGAAAGAAAAGGCUCAGUUCAGUGGUAGUGAGUCCCCCACUAACCCGAGUGGCCACUGGGAACCAGACCUGGGGGGGAGGGGUAUGCUUCCACGUGGACAUCCAUUCACACUGUAUUUCACAGCAAGUAAUAAAAACAGAACAGUUACCUA
This is a messenger RNA of Capra hircus (goat), 3375 nucleotides long. RefSeq names its product Fanconi anemia complementation group C (gene FANCC). NCBI's taxonomy places the organism in Eukaryota, Metazoa, Chordata, Mammalia, Artiodactyla, Bovidae. The record is from RefSeq and is a predicted model, not a curated record. The coding region runs from base 338 to 2044 and encodes 568 amino acids. The transcript has 16 exons. Gene Ontology annotation, biological process: nucleotide-excision repair; cellular response to oxidative stress; interstrand cross-link repair. Gene Ontology annotation, cellular component: Fanconi anaemia nuclear complex.